GGAUUGUACACUGUAGUCACGUGGCAACAAGAUGGCGGGUCCCGGCAGCAUAAUUCACUGAGGUUCUCAGACAAAGCUUAUUUGGUCCAGCGACUUGCUUGUUUUAUUCGGAAGUAUGCCUUGCAGAAGAGGAAAACGAUUAGUGGCUCUAGCCAUGGAAAAUGUAAGGCACAGAGACGAGGAAUCGCAACAUGUCCUUAUGGACCAGUCAAUCUCUGACGCCCAACAGACUUCUGCUGUCGACCAAAUAGAUUCAGAUAAACACAGCGACGUGGAAUCGGCGAAUAGUACCCCUGACUCUCCAGCGGUCCCCAUGGACCAGCCCAUCAACCUGACUGCAGUUGUUGGCCUUGUUGAUUCAGAAACUCGCAAUGUUGGUGAAUCCAAGAAUGUUAUUUCCACGGCUACAACUGUUGUAGCCGUGGAAAGCCGUGUAGCUGUGUCAGCCACAAAACGCAGACGGAAAGACCAGGAGAGGGUUGCACACUACAGAGAAAAGUACCCCCUGCUUCCACCUUGCAAAGACUCCUGCCGAAAUAAAUGCCAAGAGAAAAUUACAGAAGAACACAGGGCAUUGAUCAACCAAACCAUUUGGGGCCUCAAUUUUGCUGGAAGAAGGGGAUGGUUUGAUGCUUACAUCACCAUUUCUGAUGUUAAACAGCGCACCACUGGCGCAGUUGGUGCACAUGCCAAACGCAAACACUCUCUGACAUACAGACUGCCACUCCCAGCAGCUGGGACAGAUAUCGUUGUUUGCAAAGAAAUGUUCAUGCAUACUGUAGGGCUUAAAACUGAUGGAAUGAUUACUGAGUAUGUGAAAGCCAAAGUUAUGAGCCCGGAUAAAGCGAUCUCCCCAACAACAGAGGGCAGAGGACACCAUGAGCCGCCAAAUAAGAUAGACAGAAGUGUGAUAAGAGAGCAUAUAAAUUCCUACCAUCCUGUUGUCAGCCACUAUAAAGUCACACAUGCUCCUCUCAGGCGGUAUUUGCAGCCGGGCUUAACUAUAAGUUCAAUGUGGCGUGAGUUUUGCGAAACAAAACAAAAGGUUUCCUUUGAACUUUACAGGCAAGUCUUUGAAAGCGAACGGAUAACUUUUGGUGAAUCCUCACAGGAUGAAUGUGAAUCCUGUCUAGCCUAUAAACAGCACUGCGACGAAUCAAGUAGCAUGGAUGAUCAUGAUUCGCAAGCAUGUAAGGUGUGCAUUGAUGGCCGCGCCCGUGAACGUGCUUACAAAACGGCUCUAAUUGAGUAUCAAAAGGAAAUCCCCCCGGAGUUUACUGUUUAUACUGUUAUUCUGGAUUAAUGAAUUUAAUUCUAAAAAUGUCUUCACAAAAAAAGACAUCUUUAACAUCAAUAUCUAUGGAACAUGUCCACAAGAAAUCUAGCUGUCAAUACUGAAUAUUGCAUUGUUCUAUUUUUUUUUUUACGGUUUAUAAACGUGCAUUCAUAUUUCGUUGAAGUAUUAUUCAAUAAAUAUAUUUAUAAAAUAUUUUUUAAUUUUUUUUUUUUAGAAUUAUUUAAUAAAAUCUCACAAACCCCUGGCAUACCUUCAGGUACCCCCAGGGGUACGCGUACCCCCAUUUGAGAACCACUGCCAUAAGCCAUUUCCAAAGGGGUUUCAGAGAAUUUGGCAGUACAUCUAAUCAGCCUCACAACUGCAGACAACAUUUAACCACACAAGCCCAGGACCUCCACAGGCAGCAGGUGCACCUCCAUGAUCAUCUGAGACCAGCCACCUCGAUCCAACGUAACAAACAGGAGUAAAAUUGGUAUCCCUAUUUAAAAUCCUGCACGAGACACUGCACAUUGAUAUAGUUCUGUGAAAAUAAUGGUCUUCUGUGCAAAUUUAAAUAAAGUGAACAUUGUGCGAUUUA
Nerophis ophidion (straightnose pipefish) is the source of this 1874-nucleotide messenger RNA. RefSeq lists its product as uncharacterized. The coding region runs from base 116 to 1303 and encodes 395 amino acids. Lineage: Eukaryota; Metazoa; Chordata; Actinopteri; Syngnathiformes; Syngnathidae. The transcript has 4 exons. The record is from RefSeq and is a predicted model, not a curated record.